Molecule: messenger RNA, 830 nt
Organism: Odobenus rosmarus divergens (Pacific walrus)
Lineage: Eukaryota; Metazoa; Chordata; Mammalia; Carnivora; Odobenidae
Gene: SMIM3
Product: small integral membrane protein 3
Exons: 2
Coding region: 346-528 (60 amino acids)
Source: RefSeq, a predicted model, not a curated record
GGCGUGGAGUCCUCUCAGAAGCCAGCUCUCCUGGGCUCAUGAGCACCCUGGAUCGGGCCAUUUCACUGUUGUCACAAGAAUGAACAGGAUGCUCAGAGGCGUGUCACGGCAGACAACCAACCAGCUUCACACUGGCGUCUAAGUCCGUCCUCACAGCAGGGCUGGGACACAGGUGUUACUAGCCUCACUUUCGCGAAGCCGCUUGUCAAGGAUCCUACACUCAGUGCACUGCCAAGCAGGAGCUGAGAGUCUCGGCCCCUCCGCCCAAACCCAUCCGCCAGACUUUGGCCGGAAAGGAAUUUGGAGGACGCGUUUUCGAGCCUCCCGGUUCACGAGUGAAGCAGCAUGGACGCCGUCAGCCAGGUCCCGAUGGAAGCCAUGCUCCCCAAGCACAUCCUGGAUAUCUGGGUCAUUGUCCUCAUCAUCCUGGCCACCAUUGUCAUCAUGACCUCCCUGUUGCUGUGCCCGGCCACUGCGGUCAUUAUCUAUCGCAUGCGGACUCAUCCCGUCCUCAAUGGAGCCGUCUGAGAUCAGAUCUCCUAAGAGGGGCAAGGGAGUGAUGUGGACGGUGUCUCCUCCCCCAACCUCUUCCUUCUCGGAAAAGCAGCAGGAGGGGCUUUGGAGUGUGGACUCUGGAGCCUGCCAUGUGAGAGGAGAUUGGGGGUUCUUGUUUGGAUUUUGCCACCAGCCAGCUGUGUGAGUUCAGACAAGGGACCUAAUUGUGUGGAUUCCAGGUUCCUUCCCUUUUAAAUGCUUAUCAUGAUUCCUGCCCUUCCUACCUCAGAGGGUUGCAAGAACCAAUGACUUGGUGGAGGUUAAAGCUGUUGGUG